AUGCGUGUUCUUUAUUAUACUCUCAUUUGCCUUUUUGGCACUGCACUGGCGAUUCCAAUCCACGGCCAGGGAAAUCAGGCCCGCGCUCCUGGAUCAGCAAAAAGCACUGGUCUUCUUGGCGAUCUAGCAACUGACACUCAUGAUGUGGUGGCAGGCGUGGGGGAAACGUUAUUGCGAAGAGGAGAUACGGACACUCAAGCCAGCGGUAGCGAUGGAUCAGCAGAAGACCCGGGUCUUAUCAGCGAUGUAGCGAAUGGAGCUAAUGCUCUGGUGUCAGACUUGUGA
Messenger RNA from Penicillium malachiteum, 285 nucleotides. RefSeq lists its product as uncharacterized. The record is from RefSeq and is a predicted model, not a curated record. NCBI's taxonomy places the organism in Eukaryota, Fungi, Ascomycota, Eurotiomycetes, Eurotiales, Aspergillaceae. The transcript is spliced from 2 exons. The coding region runs from base 1 to 285 and encodes 94 amino acids.